UCCUUCGUAAAUGUAACAUUAUAUUUUUUGUUUGUUCGGUUCUUGAAAAUACAUUUCGUAAUUUUGUAUUUCGUCAUCACGGCGCGCUGCGCGCCAGUGUGUACCAACUUUAACUUUCACUUCCUCCUUUCUUCUCAGUAUUUUUUUAGCAAAGUAAAAAGCUGAUCUAUUAACAAACUUUUUACCACAAAAUUAAGCAAGCAACGAAAAUUAGACGCGCCAAAUUAAGCUCAAGUAGAAAAUUGUGUAAGUUUCUGUAGAAUCUACUGGAAAAAGGAGCAAGCUGUCAGGUGUCAGGUGCUGUACCUUGGAUGCCUUCUGCUGCUGCGUAAAAUGUACCUGGAGUAACUCAGUGCCGCAAAUCUGAUUCUGUGGUUCGUGCUGGUAGUGACAUUAGAUCAUACUCUAGUUUCCUGUAUUUGAUGGGACGACGAUGCCAGUGAAGGUUGACAUUACUCCACCGCCGCCAGCAAACUCCAAACAGCCUGGCGUGACUAAGUCCCUGCUGUACAAUGGGUCAAAAUUCCAAGGCCAUCAGAAAUCUAAGGGCAACUCAUACGAAGUCGAGGUGGUUUUGCAGCAUGUUGAUGAGGAGAAUUCAUACCUUUGUGGUUAUUUAAAAAUAAAAGGUCUCACAGAAGAAUUUCCAACACUUACCACCUUUUUUGAUGGUGAAAUAAUAUCAGCUAAAUAUCCAUUCUUGACUCGAAAAUGGGAUGCUGACGAGGAUGUUGAUAGGAAACAUUGGAGUAAAUUUGACUUAUUUGUUCCAUACCUGAAGACCUUCAACUCCGAUUCAUUUGACUAUGACUCACUCGCAAAGGCUGACUAUGUAUUUAUGAGGUGGAAAGAACACUUCCUAGUGCCGGACCAUACAAUUAAGGAUAUAAAUGGUGCUUCAUUCGCUGGCUUUUAUUACAUAUGCUUCCAUAAGUCAGCAGCGACAAUAGAAGGUUAUUACUAUCAUCGAAGUUCUGAGUGGUUUCAAUCUUUGACUCUAAGUCAUGUUCCGGAACACAGCAUCCAAAUUUAUGAGUUCAGAUGAGAUGUGUCAGACUUUCAAGUUUGGAUGGUUAUUUGUGUCCGCUAGUACUUACAUGUUCCCUAAGUCUAUCUAUCAUCUUUGGAAAAGAUAAAUAUACCAGUUUUUAAGUUUCUUCAGUAAAAUAAAUGUAAGUGAAAGAUGCAGGGCCAAUGACAAAAAAUUCAUCAGAACAAAAUAUUCAAUAAUCUGUAAUGUUGUAGCAAUUUGAUUUGAAUUUAUGUGUGAAUCACGAACAGCAGCUGUCUGGUCUUGCACAUACUUCAGUUUAGUGUCUUUCGGUGACUAAUAGGUAUAUGUGUAAUAUCGAAUAUUAUGCUGCUUUAUCUGAACAUCUCGUAGUCGAGCAAAAUGAAAUUAGUAAAUGUGUAGUGAUUAUAUACUACUUUAUAUGUAUGUUGCAUAAAAUUAUACUCUUAUUUAUUUUUUGACAUUGGAACAUGAUCGGCCAAGAAGUGUGGUAGUUAAUGUAUAUGUUUCUCAAUAAUAGUAAGUUUUUAUUAUUGUGAUAUUUUGUACAAAUUACUUGUGUGUAAGUGAUCAUGUCGCUGUAAUCAUUGAUCGUCGUGAACGUUGAUGUCAUUGUUGUAGAUGUAAGCCAUUUCAAAUCAAUCUGACGAAGUAUGUGCAAGUGCAGGGAACCUUGUUUGAACAAGUUAAUAUUUUGACUUGAUCAUAAAUAUUUGAAUAUUUUCAAUAAAAUGUCUUUACAGCAA
Messenger RNA from Cydia splendana, 1758 nucleotides. Its product is annotated as glucose-induced degradation protein 4 homolog. The record is from RefSeq and is a predicted model, not a curated record. The transcript is spliced from 4 exons. Gene Ontology annotation, cellular component: GID complex. Bases 434 to 1045 code for a protein of 203 amino acids. Gene Ontology annotation, biological process: protein catabolic process in the vacuole; proteasome-mediated ubiquitin-dependent protein catabolic process; protein targeting to vacuole. Lineage: Eukaryota; Metazoa; Arthropoda; Insecta; Lepidoptera; Tortricidae.